GAUCUCAUCUGAAUGCAAUUAUGAUGUAAUUAAACCUCCAAUUAAGAGCCCAUGUGUACAGCUAGCUGUUGAGUUCCAAUUUUGUUUAAUUUCUAUAUGCAUCUACUUUUCAAUAUCUGCAAUCACUUACUCUUAAUUAAAUACACAACUUUUCAAUUUAAUCACAGAUCAUAUAUAUUUCAUUUGUUUUUCCAUCCAUUCAGUUCAAUUCUUAUCUGUUCUUCAAACUUGUUAUUAUGGCGUUAGAAGAGAUCUUUGUUACCGGUGCCACAGGGUUCAUGAAAAAAUUGGUUCAUGUUGCUGCCAAAAAAAUUGGAAAGGCUGGGGCUGUAGAUAAAGAUCUCCAAAAGCUCAAGGAUACUCUGGAGAUGAUCGCUGCUGUCACAUCUGAUGCUGAAAAGAAGCAGGUCAAAGACAAAGUUGUGCGGCUAUGGUUGAGAAGGCUCCAAGACGUUGCAUAUGAUGUUGACGACCUUUUGGAUGAAAUUUCUUAUGAAGCUAUGUGUCAAUCUCAAAAAUAUGGGAAUAAGGUAACAAUUCUUUCUACAAUUAAACUUAGCUUGAAAAUGGCGAAAAGAAUCACAAAUAUUAAUCAGGAGUUAGAUGAAAUUACUAAGCACAACGUUAUGUUUCAGUUGGUACGUAGUGUAGAUGAUCAAAAUGUUGAGUCAUUAGACCGGGUGACACAUUCUUUUAUAGGUGAAUCUAAAAUUGUUGGAAGGGAAAAAGACACAUCUCGUAUAGUAGAGAUGUUGAUGAUGAGGAACCCUUCAUCAUCAUCAUCAUCUGACAGUUUUACUCCACAUGAAAAAAUCUCUGUUAUUUCAAUAGUGGGUAUGGGGGGACUUGGGAAAACGACUCUCGCUCAGCUGGUUUACAAAGACAACUCGAUUGAGAGAAGCUUUGAGCCAAGAGCCUGGGUCUGUAUUUCUGAUAAUUUUGACAUCUUUCUGAUUCUUAAAAAUAUUAUUGAGUCCUUCACAGAAACAAAAUGUGACGUGUCUAGCGUCGAUUUACUAGUAAGGAAAUUUCAUGAAACGAUUAGAGGGAAGAAAUACCUGUUAGUGCUAGACGAUCUGUGGAACGAGAAUGCCGAAGACUGGGAAAAACUUAAGGGUUUUUUAAGUGGGGGUGCUCAAGGGAGUAAAAUAUUAGUAACUACACGUAAAGAAAAUGUUGCAUCUAUUGUUAGGGGUACAAUUCCACCAUACAAUCUAACAACCUUAAGUAAUAGGGAAUGCUGGUUCAUUAUUAAGAAUAGAGCUUUUUCUCCUGGCGGAGCUGUCGAAACUUUAGCUAUGUCAAAUAUAGGAGAGGAGAUAUCGAGAAAAUGUGCUGGUUUACCCCUUGCAGCUGUUUUUAUCGGAAAUCUAAUGCGCAUGAAACAAAAAGAAUCUGAUUGGUUAGCGAUCAGAGACAAUGAUGUUUUCAAUACACCAGAAAAUCCAAACAAAAUCAUACUUAUAUUGAAACUGAGUUAUGAUAAUUUAUCUUCCCCUUUGAAAAAGUGUUUCUCAUAUUGCAGUUUAUUUCCUAAAGAUUAUGAAUUCAAUAGAGAAACACUGAUUCGCUUGUGGACGGCUGAAGGAUUUCUUCAUCCCUCUACUGGAAGAAAUCAAAGCUCACUCGAAGAUAUUGGUAAUUAUUAUAUCCUUAGUUUGUUGUCCAGCUCUUUCUUUCAAGAUGUCGAAAGGGGUGACUUAGAUGACACAAUUAUAUCCUUCAAAAUGCAUGAUUUAGUGCAUGAUCUUGCUUUAAGUGUAGUUGGCAGUCAUGAAGUCAUGAUUCUCACAGCAUGUGAAAUGGAAAAUGAUGUGUCUCAAAUUCGUCGGCUACAGUUAAUCAAGGAAGAAGGAGAAUCAAGUGCUUUUUCUAAUGUAUUAACCAAUGCAAACAAGCUGAGGACGGUUUUUUUCCAAGAAGCAGGCUUUUUCUAUCCGAGUUCAUUUAGUAACAAGCGUCUGCGUGUGAUCCAUCGGCUUGGUGCUGAUAAUCUGAAAACUAUAUCUUCCCCUUUGAAGUUUAAACACAUGAGGUACCUUGACCUCGUUUAUUCGGAUCUUAAAGAUGUUCAUGCUGAGUCCAUUCAUCAACUCUACAAUCUUCAAACUCUCAACCUUCAUCGAUCCAUAAAUGUUCAAAACAUUCUCCAAGGAAUUGGUUCUUUAAUUAAUUUGCAAUAUCUAGAUCUCUCUUGUUCGGACGCCACAGUUGUACCUGAUUCCAUUACGAGGCUGACCAAUCUGAAGACUCUAGAUUUUAGUGAUUGCAUGGGUAUUAGUUUUUUACCCACAGAUAUUGGGUCUUUCCAAAAUUUAUCGUCCCUAUACAUUUCAUAUUCAGGAAUCGUUGAAUUACCCGAUUCAAUCUCUCUCAUCAGUAAUUUGCGUCAUCUAAAUAUCUCUGGUUCGAAAGUCAAAGUUCUACCUGAUUCUAUCACGAGGCUGACCAAUUUGCAGACCUUAAGUAUUUCUGAUACAGAUAUCACAGAAUUACCCACAAAUAUAGGGUCUCUCCAUAACCUAUUGUCCCUUGCAUUUUCAGGAACAAGAAUCAGUGACUUACCCGAUUCAAUAUGUCGCAUACAUAAGUUAAAGAAGUUAGGAGGAUUCAGUGGCACGAGUUUAGAAGCGCUUCCCCAUAACAUUGGAGCUUUGACAGAACUAAGGUCACUUGAUUUAUUUGAUUCUGAAAUAACAGAAUUGCCUGAAUCUUUGAGCAUCAACGUGUGUAAAUUAGAGACAGUGGAACUUGGAUCGGUUUGCAAAUUUCCCAAAGAUGUUAAGAAUUGGGUGGAACUGAGAGAACUCAUUUACUUGGGAAAUACAGAUGGUGUAAUAAUGUCUAGAGGUAUUGAAAAGCUGACUCGCCUCGAAGUAUUAAUUCCUUACCUGGUGAGGAAAGAAGAAAAAGAAGAAGUGAUUUCCACCGGAAACAGUAUAAAUGAUUCUACUUCUAGUUCUUCUAUCCAUGAAUUAGCACAUUUGAACUCCCUUCAGGUUUUGAGGAUUGGAAAUCUAGACUACGUGAGAGGUGGUAAAACAGAGGCGGAGAGGGCAAAGUUAGAAGACAAGCAAAACAUUCAUGAAUUGGAGCUACGAUGGAAUUUCAAAGAAGAAGAUAAAAACUACGAAGAAGGAGACCAGUUGGUUGUUGCUGCUUCCGAUGUACUGGAAGGCCUCCAACCUCACCCUAAUCUGCAGGAAUUGUCUAUCAUAGGUUUUCCCGGUUUAAAGCUUCCGAAGUGGAUGGGUUCAUCUUCCUGUCUUCCUAAUUUAGUGAAAUUAAUUUUUAAGAACUGCAACAGCUGUAGUAAUCUUUUAGGCUUAGGUCAGCUUCCAUGUCUUAGGUAUCUUGAAAUUGAGGGUAUGGCAUCAGUCAUUUGUUUGGGAAAGACGGAGUUUUAUUACCCGCAAGAAGAAGAAGAAGGAAACGUAGGAGGAUUGUUUCCUACUACAACUACAACAACAUUAUUUCCUUCGUUAACCUAUUUGGUCAUCUCCGAGAUGCAGAACUUAAAAGAAUGGAUUGUGCCUUCGACACCUCAUAAUUUCUUCCCUUGCCUUGAGGAACUACGGUUUACUUCUUGCUAUACUUUGGAAUCUAUUCCAGAUUUACGAUUAUGGUCUUCUUCUCUCCGGCGCAUAAAAAUCUUCUCCUGCAGCAAGUUGAUGGAUUCGAUACCUUAUGGUCUGAAAAAAUCGCUCACUUUUCUGGAGUACCUAUCUAUUGAUUGUUACCAUAAUAUGGUGACGGAGAAGUAGAUACUCUGCUUGCGCGCGCUCCUGCAAUUCAUAUCAGCCAACAGUUGACGUGGUAAUAAUUAGGGUUAAACUAACUACGAGGUGGCACUCGAUGGACAACAAUUAUUAAAGACGGCAAAUCUUAGAGAUAGCAAAUCAUUUGUCCCUGUAGGAGUUAAAUAUCACAAAGGUUAAUAAUUACGCGAAGUGAAGAAUACAACAUACGCGAGGAGUAUAGCAUACAACAAAUUGAGAUGACAUAUCAGAUGAUGUCAGGAAAGUUACGGGUAAAGUGUGAGGAGUUAUGCGAAGAUGUAAGAUAUGCGAAGAUGAGCGAUUGUAUAUGAGCGAACAUGUCGCACAGAGAUCUCGAAAAUAAAGGGAUUCUUAGCUGUCAUCCACUAUGUAAAAUCCUAUAUAAAAGAGCGAGUAGUUGUCUUGUAGAGGAUUCUAGGACAAGUCUUGUAAGAGAGAUUGAAAGAGAGAG
Papaver somniferum (opium poppy) is the source of this 4230-nucleotide messenger RNA. RefSeq names its product putative disease resistance protein RGA1. Gene Ontology annotation, molecular function: ADP binding; protein binding. The transcript has 2 exons. The coding region runs from base 237 to 3764 and encodes 1175 amino acids. The record is from RefSeq and is a predicted model, not a curated record. Gene Ontology annotation, biological process: defense response to other organism. NCBI's taxonomy places the organism in Eukaryota, Viridiplantae, Streptophyta, Magnoliopsida, Ranunculales, Papaveraceae.